This is a messenger RNA of Anopheles aquasalis, 2244 nucleotides long. RefSeq names its product hemicentin-1-like. The record is from RefSeq and is a predicted model, not a curated record. NCBI's taxonomy places the organism in Eukaryota, Metazoa, Arthropoda, Insecta, Diptera, Culicidae.
AUGAACAGAAUUGUGGUGUUUCUUAUGAUUAUUGUGAGCAUUGUAAUCCUUGGAAGCUUUGGUUUGGCUACAUCAAGGAAGGGCGAUGAUGGAGAUGCUGCAGUUUACUUACCCCUAAUCGAAUGGCCAGCUGACGAGGUAGUGCUUGGGUUUGGAGAAACAUGGAAUGUUACAUGCAUUUGUAAAGAACCCAUCGUAUGGAAGCCUUUUGAUGCCGAACAUUCCUGGGAGCCUCCGAACAUCAAUGUUUCAAUUCACAACACAACCGAUAUCAAAAAGCCUUAUGGUAGCAUGCUUUCAAUAACAAACGCAUCUGCAUUGAUGGUUGGCCGGUACUACUGUGUACAUUUCGAGAAGCAACAUGAAGAUCUAGAUGAGAUGAUUACUGAAAACGUAGCCAGCAGCAUCUAUGUUUAUGUUGAAGAUCCUCAUCAACUCGUGGUACCACUUCCAGUUAAAUAUUUCUAUAAAAACAAAGGAUUCGUUAUUUUAUGCAAACCGUCGCAUCCUGAUGUAGAGGUGGAAUUGUGCGACAAAAUCUACAAAAACUGUAAAGGAACUUCAGAUCCAACAAAAGGGUUUUACACGUUAGAAAGCUCCUACAUUCGUUUGGAGGAAUACUACUGUAAAGCCAAUGGCAUGAAUCAUACUGCUAUUCGUGAGCCAACCUCGAAAAAUUUUUUCGAAUGGUUAAAAAAGCCAACCAUCAAAAGCAAUGUAGGAGAUAAUAUACCUAUGGGAAAGGCCGUUCGUCUGACCUGCAGUUUCGUGGGCAAUGUGGAUAGAAACAUUAAAAUAUCCUGGAAAAUACUACCAAACUACUUACCGGCCGAAAUAGACAAUACAAUCUCAAUACGAAAACAAACUAGAACUCCUUCGGACAGUAGCGCUAGUUCGCUUGUCACGCGUGAUCUCAUAAUCGAAAAUGCUACAAUCGAGCACAAAAGAACCUAUCGGUGCGAAGUGUUUGAGGGUGAAGGGAAUACCUACUACCACAAUUUUAAGUUGCAUGUUAGAGAGUCACCUGACGAUUUUGUUGAACUAAGUACAGCACACAACCGAACGUCCAUCAAUCGAUGGAUAAACAGCAAUGGAGAAACAACGCCGAUUGAAAUUAUUAUCCAUUAUAAAUCCUAUCCCUCCAACAUAACCUAUGAGUGGUUCAAGGAUUACACAGGCCAAAUAGAUAUCGAUGAAGUAGCCGUGUAUAAACAAGAAAAAACCGAUGAUUAUAUCAAACUGAGAAUCCAUCAACCGAAGUCGUACAAUACAGACAUUUACACACUUGUAGUUCAAGCUGGUACCGCGAAAGCGAUGUACAACAUGUCCGUUUUUGUGCAUGACAAGCCUUCCUUGGAUAUGGAUAGUAUACAAGCAGCUGUAGGAGAUGAUGUCUAUUUCCAGUGCGUGUCCGAGGCUUAUCCCUCACCGACAGUGAGUUUCAUGGUCCAGCCAUGUAAGGAAGUACCCUGGGGAAAUUGCCCGACAGUAAAUAGUACAGAAGCGGAGUGGCAUGCAGCAACAGAGAACAUAUCCAGCAUUUUUUGGUCAAUAGCAACAUACAAACUGCAUGUGAGUGGACCUGGAAUCAUGUACUGCAAAGCUAACAAUUCCGUAGGAAAUGCAAUGACGCAAGCCUAUUUAUUGAUACAAAAUAUUUCCGAAUUUAUGACGCUGGAAAUUGUUGAACCUAAGGGUGUGAUUACUGUCGGAGAUAACGUAACCAUCGUCUGCUCGGUUAUGAUUUUCGUAGACCCCGUUGACGUGACAUUCGAGCGCAAUGGAAAGAAGCUCCCAGGAACCGUGACACAAAACGAUUCAAAAAUGCACAAAAUCCAACUCACUCUGUGGAAUGUUGGCCUAAAUCAUACGGGAGAAAUAUUCUGUAAUGUGACAUACAGGAGGAACAGAAGACCAGAAGAGGCAACGUUCAUUCAUAUGGAAGUAAUAGAUGCAGUCGCUCCUCAUUUGCGUUCAGGCGUUAUCAAUCAAACUCUAAUCGUUGAUGCACUGAAGCCCAUUAUACUCGAGUGUGAUGUUGGUGGAACUCCUAAACCAAAGAUAACGUGGUUCAAAGAUGGAAAGCCUUUCGAAUACAAUAAAAGCAAUUCGACACUAAGCUUAAUAGUAAUUGAAUAUGCCGUUCCAACGCAUACUGGACGAUACGAAUGCAUUGCGGCAAAUAAAAAAGGAAAUAAGAAGCUAACCAGGAACGUUAUCAUACGAAUUCCAAAAGGCAUUUAA